Molecule: messenger RNA, 3138 nt
Organism: Onychostoma macrolepis
Lineage: Eukaryota; Metazoa; Chordata; Actinopteri; Cypriniformes; Cyprinidae
Product: BTB/POZ domain-containing protein 9-like
Exons: 10
Coding region: 162-1931 (589 amino acids)
Biological process (GO): modulation of chemical synaptic transmission; circadian behavior; adult locomotory behavior
Molecular function (GO): protein binding
Source: RefSeq, a predicted model, not a curated record
ACAGAACUGAUUCCAGCCGCCAGAGCGCGCUGCGCGAGACAAACAACAACAUCAACAUCCGGGUCACGAGCACAUCGUCAGCGUCUCUCCAGAAAAUGGCCAGCGUCAAGCAGCAGCGCGUUUGAAGUAGACCCGCGGCGCGGCGGUAUGCGACAGCGGCGAUGAGCAGCAGCAGCAGCAGCGGCUCCGCGGCGGAGAUCGAUCACGCGCAGCUGCUGGCGGAGCAGCUCGGCUCGCUGGUGGCGGGACAGCUCUACAGUGACGUCACCUUCCUGGUGGAGCACAAGCGCUUUCCCGCGCAUCGCGUCAUUCUGGCGGCAAGAUGCCACUACUUCAGGGCUCUGCUGUACGGCGGCAUGAAGGAGUCUGAGCCGCAGGCCGAGGUGCGUCUGGAGGACACGCGGGCCGAAGCCUUCGGGAUGCUGCUGCAGUAUCUGUACACGGGCCGGGCCAGUCUCAGCGCCGCGCGCGAGGAGCUGCUGCUGGACUUCCUGGGCCUGGCCCACCGCUACGGCCUGCAGCCGCUGGAGGACUCCACGUCCGAGUUCCUGCGCACCGUGCUGAACUCACACAACGUGUGCCUGGUGCUGGACGCGGCCGCACUGUACUCGCUGAGCGCCCUCGCCGCCGCCUGCUGCUGCUACAUGGACCGGCACGCUCCGGACCUGCUGCGGGCCGACACGCUCCUCACGCUCUCCAAGGCGGCUCUGCUGACCGUCGUCCGGCGCGACUCUUUUGCGGCCAGCGAGCGGGAGAUCUUCCAGGCUUUGGCCCGCUGGUGUCGGCAGAACGGCGACGGCACGGACACACAGGAAGUGAUGUCAGCGGUGCGUCUGCCGCUCAUGACGCUGACCGAGAUGCUGAACGUGGUGCGACCGUCGGGUCUGGUUAGUCCCGAUGACCUUCUGGACGCCAUCAAGACGCGCUCGGAAACCCGAGACAUGGACCUGAACCACCGCGGCAUGCUGGUUCCGGAGGAGAACAUCGCCACGAUGAAGUACGGUGCUCAGGUGGUCAAAGGCGAGCUGAAGUCGGCGCUGCUCGACGGAGACACGCAGAACUACGAUCUGGACCACGGCUUCUCCAGACACCCCAUCGAGGAGGAGGGGCGCUCCGGGCUCCAGGUCAAACUCGGCCAGGCCUUCAUCAUCAACCACAUGCGCAUGCUGCUGUGGGACCGGGACAGCCGCUCGUACUCGUACUACAUCGAGGUGUCUGUGGAUGAGCUGGACUGGGUUCGAGUGGUGGAUCACUCCAGGUUCCUGUGCCGCUCCUGGCAGAACCUCUUCUUCUCUCCUCGGGUCUGCAGGUACGUGAGGAUUGUAGGAACACACAACACCGUCAAUAAAGUCUUCCAUCUGGUGGCCUUCGAGUGCAUGUUCACCAGCCGUCCCUUCACUCUGGAGAGGGGGCUUGUGGUGCCGAGUGAAAACGUGGCCACGGUCUCGGCGUGUGCGAGUGUGAUCGAGGGAGUGAGUCGCUGCAGAAACGCUCUCCUGAACGGAGACACACACAACUACGACUGGGACUCGGGCUACACCUGCCACCAGCUGGGCUCCGGAGCCAUCGUCAUCCAGCUGGCACAGCCCUACAUCAUCAGCUCGCUCAGGCUGCUGCUGUGGGACUGUGACGAGCGCUCCUACAGCUACUACAUCGAGCUGUCCACCGACCAGCAGCACUGGACCAGAGUGCUGGACCGGACCGCCGUGGCCUGCCGGUCCUGGCAGACGCUCUCGUUCGACAAGCAGCCCGCGGCGUUCGUUCGGAUCGUGGGAACACACAACACUGCCAACGAGGUCUUUCACUGCGUGCACUUCGAGUGUCCGGCGCAGCUGGCCCCGGCCCCGGCCCCGGCCCCGGCCCCGCUCCGUCCUCGUGACGCUCCUCCGGGGAGCAGACCACUCUUCAUCACACCUCCGCGCUCUGAGUGAGCUCCGCUGCAUCGCCCGGGGCUUAUGGGCCGAUUUUGUUCUGUUUUUAUGUUAUUUAUUAGAUUGUUUACUUAUUAUUAGAGCUGUCAAACGAUUAAUCGCAUCCCAGACAAAAGUUUUUGUUUACGUAAUGUAUGUGUGUGUACUCUGUUUAUUAUGUAUAUAUAAAGACACACACAUGCACGUAUAUAUUUAAGAAAUAUGUUAUGUUUAUAUAUUAAAUAUGUUUAUAUUGUUAUAUGAAUAUAAAUAUAUCCAUAUAAAUACAUGUAAAUAUUUUCAAAAUGUAUGAUGUAUGUGUCUUUACAUAUACACAGUGCACACACGUAUAUUAUGUAAACAAAAACAUUUAAUUUGGAUGCUAUUAAUCGUUUGACAGCUCUAUUUAUUGUAAAUGUCAGUUGAUCUGAAGCAUCAUAAUUCAUAUUUAUUAAAUUAAGAGUUUUUGUCUUAUAAUAUAUUGAGUUUUGGUGAUGACGUCACACUAUAGCAUCGGUAGCGGACUGACACACUUCUUUUUAGUUAGAUCCAUCUGAGUGUAUUAACACAUCUGAUCCUAACUGAAUCAAAGUAUAAGUGAUAUUUUACUCUGCUCAGUGUUGUAUUUCUAGACUUUUUUACCUGCGGUGAUGAACACAGUAGGAGUAGAUGUAGUUUGAUAGAUGGAUCCUGAGCUCUCUGAGAGUCACUGGUCUUCCAGAGUCUGUGUUUGCUCUGGGCUCUGAUGCUGCUCGAGACACACACACACACACACACACACUCACACACUCACAGAUGUUCGUUUUUGUGAAAAGUGGGGACUCUCCAUAGGCGUAAUGGUUUUUAUACUGUACUUACUGUAUGUGCUAUUGCUCUACACCAACUCUACACCUAAACCUACCCCUUACAGGAGACUGUCUGCUAUUUCAGAUGUUCAAUACACUCCAUUCUGUGUGAUUUAUAAGCGUUUUGAAAAGUGGGGACAUGGAGUAAUGUCCUGAAAAGUCACCUUCUCCUUGUAAUACCUGUCAUACCCUUGUUAUUAUACACAUCUAUGUCCUGAUUUGUCACAAAAAAAACACACACUCACACGCUCUCUCUCUCUCUCACUCACUCACACACACAUACGCACACGUUUUGUAAAUCUGUAAAUAGACUCAUUUUGAGGUUGUGUGUAUUUCUCUGGGUUUGUAUCUGCUGAGCUCAUCAUUAAAGUGUUCUCACUAAA